AAAUUAGAAAUUCUUUUUUCUCUUCUUUUCGUUUCUUUCUUUCCUUUCCUUUCCUUUCCUUCUUCACUAACUCACUUUGUACAUUUCUCUCGCCCCCACAACAACACCGGUCACAUCCUUGACACGUUAUUUCUGUACUAUACGCCACCUUCUCACCCAUCUAUCCUCACAUCUUUCACUUUUAACAAACCAUGUCUUCUACUACUACUACUACUGCUGCUGCUGCUGGUUCAAAGGGUCGUGUGCUCCUGGCCUACUCUGGUGGACUCGAUACUUCCUGCAUCCUUGCAUGGUUGAUCGAACAGGGAUACGAGGUCAUGUGCUACAUGGCUAACGUCGGACAGGAAGAGGAUUUCGAUGCUGCUGUCGUCAAGGCUAAAGGUUGUGGAGCCACCAAGGUUUUCGUUGAGGAUCUGCAACGCGAGUUCGUCGAGGAGUUGAUCUACCCAGCUGUUCAAGCCAACACUAUCUACGAAGGAGUCUAUCUUCUCGGAACUUCGCUCGCCCGUCCUGUCAUUGCUCGUCGUCAGAUGACUCGAAAUGUCUUGGAACAGAAAGGAUCUAACGGUUUCUUGGAUGUGAGAAAGGAAGAUUAUCUCUCACAAACACCUGAACUUGAGCCUGAUCCUGAUCCUAACCCUGAUCUGACACACAUGAUGGAGAUUGCUGCUCGUGAGAACUGUCAAUACGUCUCUCAUGGAUGCACUGGCAAGGGUAAUGACCAGGUUCGUUUCGAAUUGGCAUACUAUGCUCUCAAGCCCGAUAUCAAGGUCAUCGCCCCAUGGCGUAUUCCUGCUUUCUAUGAACGCUUCCAGGGUCGUAAGGACUUGCUCGCUUAUGCUGCCGAAAAGUCUAUCCCUGUUGUGCAGACAGCUGCCAAGCCCUGGUCCACGGACGAGAACUUGUUCCACAUCUCAUAUGAGGCCGGUAUCUUGGAGGAUCCUGAUGUGACCCCUCCCAAGGAUAUGUGGAAGCUCACUGUUGAUCCCGAGGAUGCACCCAACAUCCCUGAGCGUAUCACCAUCGAGUUUGCUCAGGGCAAGCCCGUGAAGGUGAUCAACAACUCCAAGGAGAACAAGGAGGUAACAGGAGGCUUGGAGAUCUUCUUGUACUUGAACCAAUUGGCUCGUCAGAACGGUAUCGGACGUCUGGACAUUGUGGAGAACCGAUUCAUUGGCAUCAAGUCCCGUGGCUGUUACGAGACCCCAGCAGGCACGAUCUUGCGUGUGGCCCAUAUGGACUUGGAGGGCUUGACAUUGGAUCGUCAGGUUCGCAACUUGCGUGAUCAAUUCGUGACCCCCCAAUACUCCAACAUCCUCUACAACGGACAGUACUUCUCACCCGAGGCCGAGUUCCUGUUGUCUGCCAUUGCUGCCUCCCAAAAGUCUGUGAAUGGAGAGGUCCGCUUGAAGUUGUACAAGGGCAAUGUGGUGGUUGAGGGACGUUCUUCAAAGACCAACAACUUGUAUGAUAUGGAGGAAUCAUCCAUGGAUGUCCAGGGUGGCUUCGCUCCCGUUGAUUCUGAAGGUUUCAUCAAGAUUCAAUCGAUCCGUCUCAAGAAGUGGGGAUUGAGCCAGAAGUUGAUCUAAAAGAAAAGAAGAAGAAGAAGAAAAAGAAAAACCACACAUACACACACAUAUAUAUAUACAUAUAUUAUAAAAAAGCAUCCCAUGUAUUUACUCAAUUUUUUUUAUAACCAUUCAUCCAUG
Messenger RNA from Lobosporangium transversale, 1709 nucleotides. RefSeq names its product argininosuccinate synthase. Gene Ontology annotation, biological process: urea cycle; L-arginine biosynthetic process. Gene Ontology annotation, cellular component: cytoplasm. Lineage: Eukaryota; Fungi; Mortierellomycota; Mortierellomycetes; Mortierellales; Mortierellaceae. Gene Ontology annotation, molecular function: argininosuccinate synthase activity; ATP binding. The transcript has 5 exons. The record is from RefSeq and is a predicted model, not a curated record. Bases 192 to 1589 code for a protein of 465 amino acids.